GGCUCUAAGUGCCGGGGAGCUUAGCGGCUCUGCUUAACCCCGCAGGUGUGGCGGCGGGGGGACCGGCGAGGAGGAUGUGACUUCGCAGGAAGAUGAAACCAAGCGUUGUGGAGGCUGCCGACGAAGGAGCGCGUCCCUCAGAUGGAAUGCAAGCAAAAAGUGAAAAGAUAAAAUCUUCUCUGAAGAAUGUGAAAAAAGAUACAGGGAAGCUAGAGAAACUUAAGUAUAAGCCACUCACUGGGAAGGUGUUUUACCUCGACAUUCCAUCAAAUGUGAUCUCUGAAAAAAUAGGAAAGGACCUCAAAGAGCUAGGAGGGAGAGUGGAGAGUUUUCUUAGUAAAGAUAUCAGCUAUCUGGUGUCUAAUAAAAAGGAGGCAAAAUUUGCACCAAGUCUUGGUCAGAUUUCUCCUGUUCCUAGCCCGGAAUCUACAGGUAAUGGAGGAAAUAGUUCACCUCAUCCUAGCAAACGAAAAGAUCGACAUGACGGAAGUUCAUUUAAGAUAGUAGAUACAGUACGUAUGAGCAGAGGAAAAUCCUUAGUUGAAAAAGCAAUCAAGGAGCAGGAUUUAAUCCCUUCUGGUAGUAUACUAUCCAAUGCACUGAGCUGGGGAGUGAAGGUACUUCAUAUUGAUGAUGUUAAGAAUUACAUUGAACAAAAGAAAAAGGAGCUCUACCUAAUGAAAAGAUCAGGCAGUUCUUCAAAAGAUGUGGGAAAACAAGUUACUACUCAAAAGUCAAGAACAGGUAGACUGAAAAAUCCAUUUGUGAAGGUAGAAGAUAGAAGUUGCCUCUACCGGCCAUUUUAUCUGCAGUUACCCAUUUUUCCAGUUCUGAAUUACUGUGUUCCAAAACCGUAUAGUCCAUUUGAGGUGGAUAAGAAGCAUCCUUCUGGCCAAAAACAAACGCAGUCUAAGCAAAGAACCAAAAUAAAUAGUGACAAGGACUGUGGAACUCCUGUUCAGCUCCCUCAGAAGGACAAAAAAAGGAGAGGAUAUUGUGAAUGCUGUGGGAAGAAAUAUGAAGAUCUGCAAACACACCUUGAAAGUGAACAGCACCGGAAUUUUGCACAAAGCACACAGUAUCAAGUUGUUGAUGAUAUAAUCUCAAAAUUUGUUUACAAGUUUGUAGAAUACAAAGAUGAUGAAAAAAUAAAAAGGACAAAAUGUAGUACAGGCUGUUUUUCUCCUGUUAUUGGGAAGAUAACUAGACCAGAUGAGCUGAAAGAACGACUGAAAAAGCAACGCAUUUCCUUGAAAAGCUACUCGUGGAAGGAUACAACAAUGCGGGCACUCAAACCAGAUCGCCAGCCUGUGGAAGUACUACCAAAUUCUGUGCCAAUACCUACCCCUCUUUCUGGGUCUGUUUGUUCAGUUCUUUAUUGUCACCUGGCACAACCUUCAGAACUGCAAAUUAAGUUCAGAAAUAAUGAUGAAAAUACUAAGACUGAUUGCUCCUGUGCUGCAAACUUAAGACAGACUGUUGUAUCAUCAUAUUUCAUACAACCACCCCCUUGGAAAGAUGACAAGGCAUAUACAGAGACCUUGUCUCGAGCUUAUGAGUCAUCCAAUAAGGAAAUACUGCAACUAGAAGUAAAUGAAAAGAAUUUACAGUGUUUUCAGGAGGGCAUGUGUACUUUAUGUUCUCAUGCUGAAGUUACAGAAUUUAGUGAAAAGGACAAAAACCCAUUGCAGCCAAAAAGAAAAUUAAAUAAUGCAGUAGUUCUACCAGCAAAGUGUUUGAAAAAAACAGAUGCCAAUCCUACGUUUGUCAAGAAACAUCGUGAUUUCUGUGAUAAUCAUCAACAGAUGCAGCACAAUGUAGUUCUGGAGGCUGAGGUAUCUGAUACUGCUGUAAACAAAGAACUUAAUGAAUUGGCUGCCAGCACUACACCCAGUUCACCAUCUGGAAAACUGCACAGAAAAGUGAAGCUUUACUUUGGAAGAAAUAAAAAAGAAACCCAGAAACAAAACCUGGAGUUAUGCUUAAAGUAUACAAAUGGACUGUCUGUUCCUGAACAGAAGAGAAGCUCUUGCAGCUCCCCAGUGCAGGCCCUGCUGGAGUUAUUUCAGACAAGUGAAAGAAACUCAGAAUUUGGAGGUUUUUCAGGUUACACAGAGAGCAAAGAGUAGCCAGUUGCCUGACUAGCUUACCUGGAGGCAGAGUGAAAGACACAAGUGAGAAUUGGAAAGACUUUUUUUUAAGACUUCAAACAUUUCCCAGAGGUGAUCUCUUACCAGAAUUUCUAUAUCUGUAAAUCAGUGCAGGGCAUGAGUAUGGAAUUACAAGAGGUAAUUGUAGUGCUUUAUUAAUAAAUGUUAAGUGCCUUAAGGUCAUGUAAGAUACCUAACCAGCAGAAAUCACUCUAAUUUUUCUUCCGAAAUUACUUGUUUGUGUUUUUAUCUCUUGACCAUUUAUUAUUCUCAAGCUUACUCUGUCAGUGUUCUUAUAAAGUGGUUUCAGUCGUUGCAUACUGUAGUCUGUCCUUUAUAGGAUAGUGUCUAAGAGGGGGUAGGUAAUGUUUCUUAGUGUGCAGGAAUGGGUGAGGAAAACAACAAUUACUUUCCUUUAAAGAGCAUAUGAGUUGGGAGCUUAAAGGUGACAUUCCUGACUCCACUGUUCAUAUAAUUGCC
Pezoporus flaviventris is the source of this 2630-nucleotide messenger RNA. It is a transcript of the gene DBF4, whose product is annotated as DBF4-CDC7 kinase regulatory subunit. Gene Ontology annotation, cellular component: Dbf4-dependent protein kinase complex; nucleus. Bases 93 to 2129 code for a protein of 678 amino acids. The record is from RefSeq and is a predicted model, not a curated record. Gene Ontology annotation, molecular function: protein serine/threonine kinase activator activity; nucleic acid binding; zinc ion binding. Lineage: Eukaryota; Metazoa; Chordata; Aves; Psittaciformes; Psittacidae. The transcript is spliced from 13 exons. Gene Ontology annotation, biological process: positive regulation of nuclear cell cycle DNA replication; regulation of cell cycle phase transition.